Molecule: messenger RNA, 947 nt
Organism: Ochotona curzoniae (black-lipped pika)
Lineage: Eukaryota; Metazoa; Chordata; Mammalia; Lagomorpha; Ochotonidae
Gene: RAB39A
Product: RAB39A, member RAS oncogene family
Exons: 2
Coding region: 87-740 (217 amino acids)
Biological process (GO): Rab protein signal transduction
Cellular component (GO): Golgi membrane
Molecular function (GO): GTP binding; GTPase activity
Source: RefSeq, a predicted model, not a curated record
GCGAGGUGCUGAAGGGACAGUUCCCGCCGCCCAACUUGGCGGGCGGAGGGCUGGGGCGGCCCGGGGGCCGGCGGGGCACGUGAGCCAUGGAGACCAUCUGGAUCUACCAGUUCCGCCUCAUCGUGAUCGGGGACUCCACGGUGGGCAAGUCGUGCCUCCUGCACCGCUUCACCCAGGGCCGCUUCCCGGGACUACGCUCGCCCGCCUGCGACCCCACAGUCGGCGUGGACUUCUUCUCACGCCUGCUGGAGAUCGAGCCGGGCAAGAGGAUCAAGCUGCAGCUCUGGGACACAGCGGGACAGGAGAGGUUCAGAUCAAUAACUCGAUCUUACUACCGCAACUCAGUUGGUGGAUUUUUAGUGUUUGACAUUACUAACCGUCGAUCUUUUGAACACGUGAAAGAUUGGCUGGAAGAAGCAAAAAUGUAUGUGCAGCCAUUUCGGAUUGUGUUCCUGCUAGUGGGACAUAAAUGUGAUCUAGCUUCACAACGUCAGGUUACAAGGGAAGAAGCUGAAAAACUGUCAGCAGACUGUGGUAUGAAGUACAUAGAAACCUCAGCCAAAGAUGCUACGAACGUUGAAGAAUCCUUCACCAUCCUGACAAGAGACAUCUAUGAGCUUAUCAAAAAGGGAGACAUUUGUAUUCAGGAUGGCUGGGAAGGGGUUAAAAGUGGUUUUGUUCCGAAUACUGUGCAUUCUUCUGAGGAAGCAGUGAAACCCAAGAAGGAGUGUUUCUGCUGACUUCUAAAUGCCAAAGACCAACAGGAGCAGGGGGGAUUUCAUUCCAGAAUAAAUACCGACACGCAGUGGAGCUAGGCAAUGAACGUGUGACAAAAAAGUUAUCAGCCUACACUAACACAGUUUUCCAAGGUGUUGAUUCACAGCCCUAUGCUUACUUGUCACACUAUCAGGAUACUGGAUUUUUUGGCAAAUGAUCAGGUCUAGCGG